CUUACAGGAACUUUUCCAUUUCAUCCCAAAAUGUGUCUUGUUGGUUAAAAUCGGUUUCAUACUUAUUAACUUUAGAUCUCUCCUGUGAUUUGUCGAUACGGUAGUCGCCUAAAGUGUUACACAAUAGUAGCUACAUACUUUCACAUUUUUGUUAUAAUAACCGUAAAUAUCAUGGUAUAAUUUGAAAACAAUAAUAAGUUUUUUUUUGUUGGUAAUUGAAUUAUAUAUGUUAAACAUAUCAUGAUAGAAAUUUUCAGUUUAGAUCAUAUUUUUAAGUGCUUCUAAUCAUCCCACAUAACAUUAUGCUAUUAUGAAAAUAGAAAAAACUUUUAUAUUAAAAUACCCAACUGAUCACAUGCUAAUUAACGGUUAGCUAUCGCAUCUCUGUCGUCUGUGUGUCUCUCUCCCCUCACUUUAGUUUCUUGAAUAUUCUUAACGAGAUUAAUUAAUUUAUUUAUCAAAUGUAAAUAUAGUCCAACAGUGACCCAACCGACCCACUCUAGUCCAGUAUUUUGUGAAUAGUUUUUCAGUAUUCACUAAUUCGCGAUAACAAUUUCGUAAAUAAUUCUACCUCCCCCAAUAAUAAGCUAAUAAUUUCGUAAAUAAAUUCUUCCCCCGUAUUUGGUGCACCCACUGAGUGCACCCGCCUCAUAAUUGUCAUUCUGACCAUGCGAUUCAUGUCAAAACGGUAUCAAUUGUUGCUUAUGAUAUUAUGAACAAGAAGCACAUGAAUUUGAAAAAAAAAUCCUUCAAAAUUUACUUUAAUUCGAAGGAUUUACGGUUAGGGUUUAGGUUUACAAUUUGGGAUUUUGGGUUGGGAUUCAAAAUUGAAUGUUAAGGGGUUAGGGUAAUGGAUUGAUUUGUUAUGAUUCUAUGUCAUAUCAUCAUAUUAUAUUGAGAGUACUAAUUAAAAUUCAAAAUUUAAUGUAUUAUGGACGCUUUUAAAGUUGGGGCACUAAAAAGUGAGUGCACCGUAGCCACCCCAUAUAUAUAUAUAUACACACUUACAAGGCUAAUACAGCACAUCCCUCUCUUCUUCCGCUUCUAACACUUUGAAAUAGCAAAACACUCUCCUGAACUAGCUAGCUAGCUCGCAAUGGCCGCGCAAGAAGAAGCUGAAGCUGUCCAGAUGAAGCUCCACGGCGCGGCGAUGUCGGCCUGCACCGCCCGCGUCCUGACCUGCCUCCACGAGAAAGGCGUCGACUUCGAGUUCGUCCCCGUCGACCUCUUCUCCGGCGAGCACAAGCUCCCCCCUUUCCUCUCCAUCAGCCCUUUCGGCCUCAUCCCCGUUCUCCAGGACGGCGACCUCACCCUCUUCGAGUCCAGAGCAAUUACAGCAUACAUAGCGGAGAAGUACAAGGACACGGGCUCCGACCUCCUCCUGACACGUCACGAGGCUGGUCCCGCCGCCGCCGCGGCGGCGGCGGCGGCGGUGAAAGUGUGGACGGAGGUGGAGUCGCAGCACUUCAACCCGGCCAUCGCUCCGAUCGUGUACCAGUACUUCGUGGCGUCGAUGCAGGGCGGGUCGCCGGACCAGGCGGUGAUCGACGGCCACGCCGAGAAGCUGGGGAAGGUGCUCGACGUUUACGAGGCGAGGCUGGAGAAGAGCAAGUACCUCGCCGGAGAUUCCUACAGCCUGGCGGAUCUCCACCACGUGCCGUACACCUACUACCUCAUGAAGACUCCGGUGGCGGCCUCCGUCGUCGGCGGCCGGCCGCGGGUGAAGGCGUGGUGGGAGGAUAUCUCCGGGCGGCCGGCGUUUCUGAAAGUUGCCGAGGGGAUGGAGUUUGUUGGUAAAGAGAAGUGAAUUACUGUCCUGUGGAAUUAAUUAAUUAAUUAAUUAAUCGUACGGUUUGAUUCUACAAAUCGCAAUGUAUGUACGUUGAAUAUCAUCGUAUUAGCAGUUGGUUAUUCGAAACACUAAUAGUCGGUUUAAAGUAGCGACAUUAUUGGAGGUCUUGAGGAAUAUGAGGUUAGACAUCAGAUUGAUUUAUUUCCGUUUUGCGACAUAUUUCAAUCGUCAAUAAUAAGCCUCUUCUUCUAGAGCAAUGUACCAUUGAGACACUAGUAGUAGGCGGUUUAAAGUAGGGACAUUAUCGAAGGUCUUGAGGAAUAUGAGGUUAGAUAUCGAAUUGAUUUAUUCUCGUUUUGCGACAUAUAUUACAAUCGUCAAUCAUAGGCCGCUUCUUCUAGAGCAAUGUACCAUGGAGACGAGGACGAGAGCCUUGAUGAGUUCCGAGUCUCCAGUGAGGCUCUCUCAAUGGAAUGAGGUUAAAUAAUAUGAGGAUUGUUUUGAAAAUAUGAUGGCUCAUAUGAGGCAAAAAUUCAGAGCCAUCAUUGCAAGUGGCUAUUAGUUUGGGAAUUAGUUUUUAAAAGCUGGUUACAAUAAGAGUUUCUUUAAUUUUGGGAAUUCUUUUUGUAAAUUUGCCUGUUUUAUAUAUAAAAAAAAUUAUUAAGGAGAUAAGUUGCAGCUAGGGCUGCAAACGAGCCGAGUCGAGUUUUUGCUUAACUUGAGUUCGGCUCGUUUAUAAAUUUUUUAGCUCGAGUUCGGCUCGAACUCGAAUUUUGAUCAUCCAGCUCGAGCUCGGCUCGAUAGAGCUCGGUAAAUGCUCAUUAACACAGCUUGUCAAGCUAAGUACAAGCUCGGCUCAAAAUAAGCUUGAUUUGAAACCAUUCUUGCUGAAAAAUGUGUACAAAUAAGAACAUUAGAAAUUAAAAAUGAUAAAAAGAAGACUAGAAACUAAAAAUAACAUCUAACUUUCAUACACAUCCUUAUUAACAAGAUAAUUUUCAUGUUCAGAAGAGUAAUUAAUCCUUCCACUAGCUUUAAAUAAGCCAGCUCGCGAGCUUAACUCAACAAGCCACCGAGUCAAGCUAGCUCACGAGCUUAUCAAGCCGAGCAUGGCCUAGCUCAAGCUUGGCUCGUUUACUAAUGAGCCGGCUCGCGAGCCGGCUUGUUAAACAACGAGUCGAGUGUCGAACGAGUUUUUUUCGAUUCGACACUCCAGUUUGUAAGAAUAAUUGACAUUUAUCAAAAUUAUCACAAUAUACGUUGCUAUAAAACACGGUUAUUUCAACAUUUUGUUUUGUAAAUGUCGUUACAAAAUAUAUGUAUUAUGACUUUUUCUUUAUUAAUGACGUCAUACACUAAUCUUUUUGUAAAAUAUCUUUUAUCGACAAUCCAGACAAAUGACGGCACAACUAUUUAGCUUUCUCAUUUCAAAAACGCCGUGCCCGAAAAUGUCGUUACAAGGGUUCUUUUAUGUAAGUGCUAGUGUCGUUUCUUCCAAGCUAACAAAAAAUCAAGCAAAUUACAGGUACUAGCAGUAAAAUAAAGUGCAGAAAGUAAAAGCAGUAAAGAGAACAACAAGUAAACGGUGUAGGAAACCAUGAAGUAAAGAACGUUGUUUAUG
Molecule: messenger RNA, 3413 nt
Organism: Linum trigynum
Lineage: Eukaryota; Viridiplantae; Streptophyta; Magnoliopsida; Malpighiales; Linaceae
Source: the annotation of a GenBank genome assembly